Messenger RNA from Neoarius graeffei (lesser salmon catfish), 1178 nucleotides. Its product is annotated as butyrophilin subfamily 1 member A1-like. The record is from RefSeq and is a predicted model, not a curated record. Bases 84 to 1178 code for a protein of 364 amino acids. NCBI's taxonomy places the organism in Eukaryota, Metazoa, Chordata, Actinopteri, Siluriformes, Ariidae. The transcript is spliced from 8 exons.
ACAGAAAUGAAAGCACACCAAACUGAAGUGUGCACAGAGACAAAGAGGCUUUAUCUUUUAGCGUCUUCUUAUAAACCUUAAAAAUGAGGGUUAUUUGUGUGACUCUCCUGAUUCUCUCCAGCUUUGUGGAAUCUCAAUCAGAGGGAUUCCAGAUGGUUGGUCCAGAAGCUUCUCUUGUUGCUGUAGCUGGUGAAGAUCUGGUUCUGCCCUGUUUUCUCAAACCCAGCACCAGCGCUGUGGACAUGACAGUGGAAUGGAUGAGAGUAGAGGAAGUGGCUUCAUUAGUGCAUCUCUAUAAGGAUCAUAAAGACAGAAAUGAAGAUCAGGCUCAGCCCUACAGAGGAAGAACAUCACUAUUUAAAGAGGAGCUACAGAAAGGCAACGCUUCACUCAAACUCUCACCUCUCCGAGUCUCUGAUGAAGGAGAAUAUAAGUGUCUCAUUGAGGACAAAUCCUGGUAUGAUGACAUCAUUGUUCACAUCAUUGUCGAGGCUCAGGGAAGCCACCCAGUGAUCAUGAUGGAGAGUUAUGAUCACUCAGGAGGGAUUAAUCUAGUGUGCGAGUCCAGAGGCUGGAAACCUGAACCUGAGGUUGUGUGGCUGGACAGAGGAGGAGCCGCUCUGCCUGCUGAAGAUACACAGAGACACAGAGACACUGAGGGCUUCAGUGUGAAAAGCCGCACCACUGUUUAUGAUUAUAGCGACUCCAACAGAUAUUAUUGCAGACUUCUACAAGAACAUCACAUGAUGGAAACAGAGGUCAUCAUUAAUCGUAAAGUCUUUGAUGCUUGGAGGUGGGUUGUCGGUGUUUCAGUUUCAGCAUGUCUUAUUGCUGUUGGAUCGAUAGUAACUGCAGUUAUCUGUUACAAGAAAGAGCUUCAGAAGCAGAAGCAAAAAGCAGUGUGCCAUCACCAUCUGACAGCUGGUGGUGAAAUUGGUUGGGUUUCCUCUGAGUUGGAAAAUUAUCCAUCCAUUGAGUUCCCCAACAUCUCAAACACCCUGGUGCUGCAGACAUCAUUCUACACAGAAAAACAGAUGAAAACCUGGAAGAGCAUGGAGGAGAGCAACUUUUUAUAUGUUGUUGGGUUAAGGAUCUGGGGAUCAGGACACUACAGUAUAAAUCCUGUAUCAUUUAUGCCCGGCCUCAGAGCUUCAAAAGGAGAAGCAAAAUGCAGGUGA